Aspergillus saccharolyticus JOP 1030-1 is the source of this 894-nucleotide messenger RNA. RefSeq names its product sucrase/ferredoxin-like domain-containing protein. The transcript has 2 exons. The record is from RefSeq and is a predicted model, not a curated record. NCBI's taxonomy places the organism in Eukaryota, Fungi, Ascomycota, Eurotiomycetes, Eurotiales, Aspergillaceae. Bases 1 to 894 code for a protein of 297 amino acids.
AUGGCAGCCUACGCGCAGCAGCUCCUGGUGUGCACCGGGCAAAGGGACUGGACGAGCCGGAUUGAAGAUGACGGGCAGGGCGAAAGCUGGGGCGCGCUGGUCCGGGGCCUGAAGGGUCUCCUCGGCCGCGGCGGCCAGUUUGCCGACCCCUACAACAACAUCCUCAUCACGAACUCGUCCUUCGCGCCCUCGCCACCGCCGCCCACCAAUCCCUCGGGGAGGGAGAAAACUAUGGCGUCCGCCUUCCUCUUCCCCAGCUUCAAAUACUUCCCCUCCAUUCCGACUCACCCUCCAUCCACACCCACGACCCCGACCACCACCACGGAGGACGCCAACCUAUCCACCUUCGUGCAAGCGCAUCUCCUCCCCGAGACCUCGCGAUUCGGCGGCCCUACCCGCCGCCCCGAGCUGGCGGCCGCCCUGCCUGCCGACGCCAUCGACUGGGUGCACUCGCCCGUGGUGCUGAUCUGCGGCCAUGGCGGGCGCGACAUGCGCUGCGGGGUGAUGGCGGGCGCCCUGGAGGCUGAGUUCCAGUCCGUCCUGCGCGAGCACGGGUUCGCCGUGCCGAGUAGCGGCGAGGUCGGCGACCGGGAAGACGAGAACGGGGCUCCCCAGAUCGACCGCCCGGACCGGGCGCAUGUCGGGCUGAUCAGCCAUAUCGGCGGCCACAAGUAUGCGGGGAAUGUCAUCGUCUAUAUCCCGCCGGGGAUGCGGGCUGUCGGGGAGGAUUCAGUCUCGAUCCCGCAUCCGCUGGCAGGGAAGGGGAUCUGGUAUGGGCGCAUUGAGCCCAAGCAUGUGCGGGGGGUGGUGAAGGAGACGGUGCUGGGUGGGAGGGUGAUUGCUGACCAUUUCCGUGGGGGGGUGGAUCGAGAGAGUGGGAUUUUGCGGUUGUAG